Molecule: messenger RNA, 849 nt
Organism: Olea europaea var. sylvestris
Lineage: Eukaryota; Viridiplantae; Streptophyta; Magnoliopsida; Lamiales; Oleaceae
Exons: 3
Coding region: 72-617 (181 amino acids)
Cellular component (GO): mitochondrion
Source: RefSeq, a predicted model, not a curated record
UUUUCUCUUCUAUUUUUCAUUUGUGAGCCAAAGCCAUUUCCCUUCACAGCUCACAUACUUGGUGCGACGCAAUGGGUUUCCGAGCUUUGAGAUCCAUAAUCCGACCGGUAUGCGGAUCCCUUCUGUCAACCCCAACUGCAUCUCAUUUCUUCCCUGCAACAACCUCUCCGUCUCCACUACGGCAGCACCGCUACCUCUUUGGCUCCUUCGGCUGCAAUCUUCCUUGGAUUCCACCGUCCUCUGCCUUCCAUAGCCUAACUGACAGUCGCUAUCCAAAACGCCGCCCAAGUGACAAGCCUCGACGGAAAAGAGCCAGCUUAAGACCCCCAGGGCCAUAUGCGUGGGUGAAAUAUUUGCCGGGUCAACCGAUACUUCCUAAUCAGCCCAAUGAAGGAAGUGUCAAGCGAAGGAAUGAGAAGAAGCGAAUCAAACAGCAUCGUGCUUUUAUAUUGUCUGAAAAAAAGAAGCGUAAAGCUCAAUUUCAAGAGGCCAAACGGAAGAAAAACAUGCAGAGGGUGGAGCGAAAGAUGGCUGCAGUUGCAAGGGAAAGAGCGUGGGCUCAACGAUUAGUUGAACUGCAGCAGCUUGAAGAAAAAAAAAAGGAAGCUAUGGUUUGAUAUAUUACUCAAUAGCAAUUUCAUUCUAGUUUUCUUUUAGUCAACUUCUGGAUCCACUAUUUUGUUUCAGCCUUUCUUGGAAUCAUGGAUCAUGUUACAUGUUCUGCUGAAGCCAAAAUAUAGGUCAUGUUGAAAGCAACCAUUUUUCUAUCGCAUUGAUAUAAGCCUCCUGCAAUAAGCAUUAUCUUUAGAUUUAAGUGUGUAAUCGAACAUCCCUAAUUCCAUCCAUAUA